This is a messenger RNA of Nipponia nippon (crested ibis), 2261 nucleotides long. The record is from RefSeq and is a predicted model, not a curated record. NCBI's taxonomy places the organism in Eukaryota, Metazoa, Chordata, Aves, Pelecaniformes, Threskiornithidae.
AUGACACCCCUCAAUGCCAAGGUAAACACUCAUCUGUGUCCAAAAAUGCGCAUUCGUCUGAAAUACCGAUGGGUUCCUGAUCAACAGCCUGUAAACAAGAGUGAGGUAGAAAGGAGGUCCGAGGGUCACCGAUUAGAGACGGAACGAAGGCAGCGAAUGUCGGAGGUAGAGAGCGAGGGGCAAGAGGCUGGGGAGGUGCAGGAGGAGAUCUCAGCAAGAGGGAUGGAAAAGGACUGGAGGCAAAAAGGAGAACUUCAGGCGUCUGGGGGACAGCCCUCGGUACCCGUGCGCUUGUGCAACGUGCAGCGCGAUCAAGCUCCUGCUAAGCGCACGUGCACCUCGCUCGCAGGCGGGGUGAGCCCUGCGCCCUGCCGAGCUCCGGGGCUCGGCUCCGUCCCGGCGCCGCUGCCAGCCCGGGAAAAGGCGGAGGGAAAGCGCCGUGCCCUCGGCGGCAGCCGGGUCCCCCCGGGAAAAGAGCAGGUUUGCAGCAGCGUUUUCCAGGCAAACAAAGUGGGUGAGGGCUCGGCCUCCGCUCGCUGCUGCUCCGAAACCCUCGUAGGCAGCGAGUUGGAGAGCGGCGCUGCGGAUCCUGAAGUUGCCACACAUGGAGGUGAAAACUCAUCUGGAAGAUGUCUGUUGACUCUGCUGGGUCUAGCCUUCAUCUUGGCAGGAGUUGUUGUCGGUGGAGCCUGCAUCUACAAGUACUUCAUGCCCAAGCAUAAGGUGUACCGUGGUGAAAUGUGUUACUUUGAAAAUGAAAAUCGUGAUCGUGCGGUAGAACCUUAUUUCCUUCCUAUUGCUGAAGAAGCUGACAUUCGAGAAGAUGAUAACAUAGCCAUCAUUGAUGUGCCCGUUCCAAAGUUCUCGGACAGUGAUCCAGCAGCAAUCGUUCAUGACUUUGAUAGGCUUUUGACGGCCUAUCUUGACUUGCAACUGGGUAACUGCUACGUGAUUCCACUGAACACAUCCAUAGUUAUGCCGCCAAGAAAUCUGAUGGAUCUCUUCGCAAAACUGGCGACUGGCUCUUACUUGCCUCAGACCUACCUAGUCCGUGAAGAAAUGGUGGUUACAGAGGAGAUAGAUAAUGUGUCUGACUUGGGUAUCUUCAUCUACCAGCUCUGUGUUGGAAAAGAGACGUUCAGACUUCAGCGCAGAGACCAGAUAACGGGUCUGCAGAAACGUUCAGUGGAGAACUGUCAUUCAAUCAGACACUUUGAAAACUCUUUCGUUGUUGAAACAAAGAUCUGUCAACAGUGAAGGGUGUCGGAUGGGAGGUGACUAGUUCACACCUUCAUUGAGAAGUCUGAGCAUUAGACGUCGACUUCUUAAGUUAAAAUGUGCAGUGAUAAUCAAAAGCCUUAUGCAUUUUCUGUGUAUUGCUUGUAUUUCAGAAGACACAGUCACCAUUUCAGCUUUCUUUGAUCCUUGGUAUAACUUUUUAGUUGUCUCAUGUAAGACUUAAAUUUAAGUAAGGUUUGUUGUUUUUUUAGAAGGUUAAUAUCAGUUUAUCCGUUGAAUGUGUUUGAUUUAGUGUAAUCUGGGAAUGGCGGAAAAAUAUAUAUAUAUAUAUAUAUAAAAAUGUUAACCUUUUCCUUGGCUGGAACCAAUUUUGCUCACCUUAACUUUCACAGACUGAUUAAUAUUAAUAAUCUGUGGUUUGCACAUUUUGUGUAGUUCUGUAGAAUAGCUCUGCACUCCGUAUCCUGGCUAAAAAAACCUUCUAAUGCGUAUCAUUAAAGGUUUAUUUUAACUACCAUGUGUGAAGCAUGUAAAAUCCAACCUCAGUGAUCAUAAACCUCUAACACUACCCUCUUUCAUUUUGUGCAAUUACUGUAUUGAAUUCGUAUGUAUAUUUGGAACCUUCCCCAAGCUUAUGUUUAAUUCUUCUACCUUUGUUUGGUUUUGUGGUAUUUGGUUGUUAGAUUCGGAUAGAGUUGCUCUUAAAGCUUGUCAGUAUUUUUGGUUAUGAAUUAGUUUAUCCUGUAACUUCCUAUUUCAAGAAUCUAUUCUGGUAUAGCUCACUUGUGAAUGUGACUGUAGCUGUAAACUUAAACUACUCUGGCUUAUAUAAACUUUUUAGAUCAACUUUUUAUGAGCAAGUAGCAUUACUACUGCAGUCAGAGCAUUGUUCCUUUUUUUGAAAGCUGCGGUAUAAAGAUAAUGAAGAGUUAGUGUCCUGCAGUUGAUGAACUUCAGAGUUUUAUUAAGGGACUUUAUAUUGGCAUAAAUUCUGCAACCCUAUAAUAAAUGUUUCUCUAAAA